Symbiodinium sp. CCMP2592 is the source of this 1524-nucleotide messenger RNA. Lineage: Eukaryota; Dinophyceae; Suessiales; Symbiodiniaceae. The record is from the annotation of a GenBank genome assembly.
AUGGCGAAUGUGGAUCCGGUCCUGAUUGCCUGGGGUUCGAGUGAAGAGAUCAUGGUGCGAUUAUCCACCAAAGGCGGGUCAGUUUUGGUGCUUUCCGGUCCUUUGAACAGGGAUGCUGUGGUAGCCAAUGGCUGCUUGCUGGGACCUCUUAUGAAGCAAGUCGGUACUGAAGUCAGAACAGAGGCGUGGAUACUGAAACGCCUCGUGUCAAUUUUCUCCCGUGCGGCCAAGAGGCCGCAUACCCCGCGCAAUCCCCGAUUCCGCGAGAUCUUUGUCGCCGCUGGAAUAGAGUUGCCUCAGGGUGGAGAAGGAAGUGGCAGCGGCAGUGAUGGUGGGACUGAGUCUGACUCCUCAUCCAGCUCAGACAGCGGUGAUGAGGAUGCUGGUGUCGCACUUCGUGCUGCCAGUGUCUUGGGUGGCGGUGGUGACGCAGCAGCUAUGGAGGUGACGCAUGGCCGUGGUGAUGAGCAGGAAGAACGUAGCUCGGUCUCCGGCUCGACGACCUCGAGUGUCGUGGAUGCUGAGAUUGCAGCUGCAUUGCAGUUGGAAGAGGAAGAACUAGGCCUCCUUCUCCAGCUCGAGACAAAGGUCGCGGGAUCCAAGUGCAAGGAGAUGCCAGCGACGGAGCCUGAGCCGAUCAUGCAAGCGAAGCUGCACCAGGCUGCAGCCGAGCCUGUUGUGCCUGAUGCUUUGGGCUCUGAUGAUUUGGAUACAUGCCCGGUGGACAUCAUGGAAAUCGAUUUCCCGAUGGAUCCCAAGACUCCUGCACCUGCUGGACUGCCAGAGUGCCCCAUGGAUCCCAAGACUGUGGAGUUCGUAUCGCCGACACAACAAGUCAAAUUGUUGCAAGAGGCUGACAAGGCUGCCGGGGACAGCAAAGCCGAACCCGAGGAACCCUCCAAGCGCCGAGGUCGUGGACGGGGGCGUGGGCGGGGACGUGGGCGGGGGCGUGGGCGGGGAAGCUCUUCUCGCAAGGCUGCUGGACGUGGCAUGGGAAAGUCACGUGGCAGGGGGAACAAAAGCAAGCCAUCCGCAGAGGAGUCCGCCUGUGAGGAGGAUGAGCCGAUGAUGUCCGGGGAUGAGAUGGAUGAUGACUGUGACAACAAAACGGAGCAUUACGACGAGCAUGCCCGAGGCAGUGAUGAGCCAAUGCAUGAGGCAGCCCCCUGCAAGCCGAAGGCGAAGGGAAAGGCAAAGGCCAAAGCAAAAGCCAAGGCAGGCGCCACAGCAGCUGCAAAGGCAGACGAGGCCUGCAAGCGCAAGGCCCAGGUGAAAGCAAAGGCGAAGGCCAAAGGAAAAGCAAAGGCAGCCCCCAAGCCAGCAGCCAAGGCAGCAAGCAAUGAUCACGAUGACGAGGAGGGUGCAAAGAAGAGGGGGCAUGAUGAUGAUGAUGAUGAGAAGAAGAAAAAAAGCCGCAAAAGCUGUGCAUACCACUUGGCCCGUAGGUUGGCUUUGCAGGAGGGUAAAACCGAGGAGCAGGCCAAGUUGGCAGCCAAAGCAGUUCUUGGACUUGCAGUUAGUUAG